Lactuca saligna is the source of this 393-nucleotide messenger RNA. The record is from the annotation of a GenBank genome assembly. Lineage: Eukaryota; Viridiplantae; Streptophyta; Magnoliopsida; Asterales; Asteraceae.
AUGGCCGCGAUUUGUGAUUGGAUGUGGCCAGGUAAAUCGCCUCCUUUUCCUCUUUCCACCGGUUCAUUCAUUUGCCCGAUUGGGUUAAUGGAGGGCAAAUGCACUGCUCAUGUUUUGCACUUGUAUCAGCCUCACAAGUGUAGGCCUCGUGCUUACUGCUUACCAUCACCGUUCCAUACAUCGGCAAUAACCAGUUCCCCCUCAUCGUUUUCAGCCCAUCGGUGUAAGUUUUCUUUCCCUCUUCGGCUCUUCCUAACUAUCUUCCUUUUUCUGUACGAACAAUCUGAAAUGAGGAAUUGGAACAGCGGAGGGUAUUCAGUGAGAAUGAUGGUGGCGGAAUACGGGACUAUGUCGGAGAUUGUGGUUCAAGGGGACAAUCAGCAAGUUGAGUAG